AUGAGCUCAUUACACGGGAAAAAUGCUGUGGCAAGGGGGACUACUGUGAGUCAUGGGUUCCUGAAUGUAGCAAACGCUCAUGCUGUGGAAAGAAGCAUUACGACGAACCCAAAAAAUGCAGAGAUGCGGACGUUUACAGCGGUCACGGAUUUGAGUUAUUGGACUGUUAGAAGUGCUGUGCAAAGGGAUAUGACUGCCAACCGGGGCUACCUGACCGUAAUUCACACACUUGUUGUGAGAAGCGCAAACCAUCGGGCCCACACGAUCCUACAGGUAAUUACUAUAAGUGUGGAGAUAUAUCAUCUGACAAGUGCAAACAUGGUUACAAGUACGACGCUGAAUGCUGCCGGUACACUAACAAAUGUGGUCACUAUGCUUCAAUCAAAUGUGGUACUUCUCAUUGCUGCAAGUAAGUUCAGGCUAUAG
Sphaeroforma arctica JP610 is the source of this 426-nucleotide messenger RNA. RefSeq lists its product as hypothetical. The transcript has a single exon. The coding region runs from base 1 to 426 and encodes 141 amino acids. The record is from RefSeq and is a predicted model, not a curated record. Lineage: Eukaryota; Ichthyosporea; Ichthyophonida.